AUGUAUGAUGUAAUGCAAACCACACUGUCUGCAGAUAUUGCAGAACUCAAGCAGGACGUACUUAUCCGAGGGAACACAGGUGCUGCCAGGCACACAAAGGGGCUAACAGGUACUGUACAGAGCAUUGAUGAAGACCUAGCAAUAGCUUAUGUGUUGUAUGGAUUUGAACCUGAGAACAGAAUCAGAAAAUUCGAUCUCUCGAGUCUGGUGUCCUUGGACGACUUUGGAUACCUGGGAGGGGAUAAAGAACUGGAACAGAACAAGAGCCUAUGGAUCUUGGACCAUCCAGAAGUGUAUGGUAGCUUACAAAAGAAGAGAAAAGCUGUCAACCUCCUCUUGGGCCUGUUACAGACUUUUCAAAGACUGGCAUGUGGAUCUUUGCACCAAGUGUUAUUAAACAUGAUGGAGCAUCCAUUUAUGCUCACCAUAGGAGCUCAAAUAAUCAAUCUGGUUGGUUUCAGCCUAGAGAUAUGUAGGAAGAUCAUGAGCAGUGUAUGGGGGAAAAGCAACUGA
Molecule: messenger RNA, 513 nt
Organism: Fomitiporia mediterranea MF3/22
Lineage: Eukaryota; Fungi; Basidiomycota; Agaricomycetes; Hymenochaetales; Hymenochaetaceae
Exons: 6
Coding region: 1-513 (170 amino acids)
Source: RefSeq, a predicted model, not a curated record